AUGUCGCAUAACAACAGAUCAACCCCAAGAUUUUCUCGAGGCUCUUCACGUAAAGCACGAAAACACAUGCUUGGAAGAAAUGUUCCUUCUGCUUUUCCAGUCCAUGAAUUCGCUACCUCCGACAAUCAAUUUCAGCCAGAAGGAGGCAACAGUAAUAUUAUGCAACCAAAAUACUUUGUUCGAGAAAUCGUCGAUGUCGUGAAAAACGAAGAAGGAAAUUGGGAUGUGUUAGCUAAUUUUAAAGGCAUCGAAUCAAUGUGGCUCCCGUUUAAACAUGUUCAUAAUGGAGAAAAACUUUUGGAAAAUUACAAAAAAAAGAAUUUGACAAUACCUUCACCCACUUCAUCAGCUGCAAACAUUAAUCUUACACAUCCGUCAACAUCGACCUUACCAACACCGCAAAUACCUCCUCAAUGGCAAAGAGAAUGUAUUUCAAAAUCUAACAAAAAUAUUAUUCCUUCUGAAUCUUUGCAAAUAACGCAGCCUAUGCAUAAAAAUGUUAGUUUAGGAGAUAAAACUAAAGGGAAGCAAAAGCAAUUCUCUGAAUACCCAAUAGUUUUAGAAACAAAUAAAGAGGUCGAAGAAUCAAUUCAGAUAAAUAUUCUAUCAAACAGUCCUCAACGAAAAAUUGGAGAAAAUUCAAUGACAGAAAAUAAGAACAAUGAACAAGCACAUUGUAGAAAAGUGAAAAAAGGCGUUAGAUUUUCGGGACAAGUUGAGCGACAAUCGCCACCACCUUGGAUAUUCGGAAUGGAAAUUCCUGAGGAACUUGAACAAGCUCAAAAUUCGAUCACUACUCCAAAAUCAAUUUUAAAAGGUUCCGAAGAAAUCUCAUAUAUCAAACAAGAAUUAAAAACAGAAUCAUCCAAAAUUCUUUUAGAAUGGAAAGGUUUGUUAAUUUUGCAAAAUGACGAACCAAUCCAAAAACAAAUAGUUAUUAGACCGUUAAGAGGUCAUUGCCCAGAUCCGUCAAUUUUGAAAGAAUCAAUGCCGAGAAAUGAAUUAAUUUUGGAUAAUUUACUCUCGUUCUUCUAUGCUAUGAAAUUGAUGGAGAAAAUGAAUCCGCUUUCAAUUUUUGUGAUGCAACCAGCUACACAAAACGAGCAUUUUACUGAAGUUUGGAAGGCAUUCAAUAAUUAUAAGCUAACAAAAAAGAUCGGUAUAAUUUAUUUGAGUGAAGACGAGUCAUUAUGCUUCUUCGUCUUCCCAAACAUCGAUAAUGAAUACAAAAUUUUUGGUUUACCUAAAAGACCACCGAAUGCAAUGUCACUUUUGAUUCCUUUCACAAUAUCGAUUCCUAAACCAACGAAUAAUCCAAACAUGGGUAACUUGAGCUUUCAUCAAUCCUUAAAUGUGGAUUCAUAUUAUGCUCAAGUCGCCAUAGUUGCCAAUAAAUGGCAAGGCCUUUUGCCAGAAAUUUGCAAGGCGUAUCCCAAAUUUGCUGUAUUCGGUGUUAAGGGGGCUGCCGAAGUUACAGAUUUGAUUGACGCGCUUAGGUUUUAUGAUGCCGUUUAUGCGCCAGAUUUUGAGGAUGAAAAUAUCAAAAUUGUGUUUGUACAAUUUGACAUAAUCAAUCAACUUUGUUUAAUUCCGAAUCUCUCAAAAUUGAAAAAAAGAUGUGAAUUUCGUAUAUUUGGAUAUAUUCCGCAUCUUUCAAUCUCUGUAAAUUUGAAACCAAUAUUAGUCGCAGGAGGCUAUGUGAUUUUUACGAGUUUAGUUAUCAAGUCUAAUGAGAACCUAGUUGAUAGGAUCCUUAAACAAAAAGAAAAAUUAAAUGGAACUUCAACGUGGAAAUUGGUUUUGCAUCCUAAAACCGCAAAAAUCCUCAACUCAGUACCUUUAGAAUCAAGUAGCAGGAAAUUUAGAUUUAAUAAAAACAUGAUUGACUUAAAGUUAAGCGAUGGAAAAAUUGAAAUGCUCAAACACGAAGAAAUUUUCACAGAUGGCAAUGAGGCACACUAUUUAUAUUGGUCCCUCAUUCGUCUUCAAGCUCUUUACUUUCAUAAAUUUUGUCACUUUGUUUUUAUUGGCGAAGAAUCGGAAAUCCCUGUAACGAAUUCACAUAUUAUUGGAGGGGUAGAACAAUGCACAUUAGAGCAAUUUGAAGAUUUUUGA
Molecule: messenger RNA, 2115 nt
Organism: Ambispora leptoticha
Lineage: Eukaryota; Fungi; Glomeromycota; Glomeromycetes; Archaeosporales; Ambisporaceae
Source: the annotation of a GenBank genome assembly